CCACACCUGACUCCCUAAAUAAAUCCUAAACAUUGAUUCCUUCACUGUAAUUCAUUCUCUCGCUUUCUCUCACUCUCGCAGUCUUUCUAAUCCGAAUCCCACACAUUUUUUUUUUUCCACACAGAACAAACACACACAGUGUGAAGCCCUAAAUUCAUCCAUGGCUGGGCUUCAAGCCAACGAAUUUGACUCUCUGUGUUCUCAAUUCAUCAAGGAAAGAAACCGCCAACCUACGGAGGUUGAAGAAGCAGCACUUGCUCUCUUGAUGCUAUCUCAGGAGAAUAGGAGUUGGCACACUGGUCCGUCCACCAGUGCCGCCACCGUUGAAAUCGUAGAAGAAGUAAAUCCCGCCGCCACCGCAGUCACUACCACUAGUGAAAGAACUGCCGCUUUAGCCUCUGCUGACGAUGAGAAGAAAUCAAGGGAACCCUUUUCUCCUGCUAUUGUCGCUUCUCCGCUGGACCAGAAUAUAUCGUACACUUGUGGCGUGUGUGGAAAGUCUUUUUCAUCGUACCAAGCACUCGGCGGCCACAAAACCAGCCACCGUGAUCGGUCUCAAUUCGCCACCACUACUGCAAUCACCAGCACCUCUAAUAUGAUCACUUAUCGCAACCCAAGCGGGAGGAUUCACAAAUGCAACGUCUGUUACAUGACUUUUACAACUGGCCAAGCUUUGGGUGGCCACAUGCGGAGGCACUAUGAAGGCGUCAUAAAGGGCGGCAAGAAAACCGUUGCGAUCACAUCCAAGGGCGGCGCCUCCAGCCAAUGCAACUGCAAUGGGUACACCAGUACAGUCGACUUCAACUUAAACCUGCUGGCUGCGUUACCGGAGACUUAUUCAGAUUUUACGCUUUACUCUGGCGAGAGAAUCCAGGUUCUUAUUGAUCAAAAGAAAGUAGAAAGUCAUAUUCCUUUCAAGAAACAGCGUUUGGAUUAAUGGACUCUACUAUAGAAAAUUGAUCCAGAAAUUUUAUGU
Olea europaea var. sylvestris is the source of this 976-nucleotide messenger RNA. RefSeq names its product zinc finger protein ZAT10-like. Gene Ontology annotation, molecular function: DNA-binding transcription factor activity. The transcript has a single exon. Bases 161 to 937 code for a protein of 258 amino acids. The record is from RefSeq and is a predicted model, not a curated record. Lineage: Eukaryota; Viridiplantae; Streptophyta; Magnoliopsida; Lamiales; Oleaceae.